AGAGAGUCCCCGUUUGCCACGCCCCGCCGCCCGCGCCCUAUAUCGUGCGUGAAGCUUCUCCGCCCCCAGCCCCAAACCUCCACCCCCUAUGCCCUUAGGGGGACACCCCCAUUGGGGCGGGAGAGUGGUCUGCCGUGCCCGGUCGACAAGUGGUGGAGAGGUGACGGUAACCGCCUUCCCAUUUCCGCCUGGCCGGCAGUGCGGUAGAGUGAAUGCCAGCAGAGGUCCUCCCUCCGCCCGCCUGCGCAGGGGCUGGCCUUGCUUCGCCGGCGCCUUUUCCCCCGCUGCACCGCGGAGCAGCUUCGCCACUCGGGCACCGCAGGUAGAGCAGGAGGCUGGAGCGCCUGCUGCCUGCUGCCCGUAAAAUGGUCACCUCGGCUGGACAGCUCACCCUGUUCGCGCUGGGUCUUUUGUUGGCUGUGUGCCAGGCCCUGGAGAACACCACAUCCGCCUUGAGCGCAGACCCGCCCAUGGCCGCAGCUGUGGUGUCUUAUUUUAAUGACUGCCCGGAUUCUCACAGUCAGUUUUGCUUCCACGGAACCUGCAGGUUUUUGGUGCAGGAGGACAAGCCAGCAUGUGUCUGCCAUUCUGGGUACGUCGGAGCGCGCUGUGAGCACGCGGACCUCCUGGCUGUGGUGGCCUCCAGCCAGAAGAAGCAGGCCAUCACUGCCUUAGUGGUGGUCUCCAUUGUGGCCCUGGCUGGCCUCAUCAUCACGUGUGUACUGAUUCAUUGCUGCCAGGUCCGAAAACACUGUGAGUGGUGCCGGGCACUCAUCUGCCGGCACGAGAAGCCCAGUGCCCUCCUGAAAGGAAGGACUGCUUGCUGCCACUCAGAAACAGUGGUUUGAAGAGCCCAGAGGAGUUCGGCCAGGUGGACUGCAGCAGCCCUGAUGAAGAAAGGACUUCUUCAGGAUGGCCCAACAAGAGAUGCCCGGGGUGUGCUGGCAGACCUUUCCACUCUGCCUGCGAUCACCUGUGCAGCCUUUCUGUCUUUGGUGGGCCUUCCUUCGAAACUCUGUCAAGAACUCUGUCUGCUUGGGGUUAUUCGGUGUAACCUAGAAAAAUCAGUAGACCACAAUUUAAAGACUGGUCAACAAGUCAACAAAGAACUGCAAAGGGUGGACUUCCUGUUUACCUAGAUAAGGUGUGUGCAUCAGUCAGCAUGUGUAUAGUUGUCUUCUGCCAUUCAUGGAUGCCAGGCUGUAUUUCUUUUUAAUGGGCCAUUUCCCCACAACAGUAUGCAUCCUGCCCAAAACCAGAGAUUCCUAUAGUUGUUACGGUUUUUUUCUCAUCCAUUUAUUGGGGAAGAAGGUGGAGAAAGGGUAACUGCUCAUUGUUAUGUGAAGAUGCCACAUUUAAAAAGAGCUGUGUCUGUCCUCUGUCCAUGAGACCAUCAACCAGCCCAUCGUCUUCCACAUACACAUGAUGUUGAAGACCCCAAGUCAUCACCACCCUUGGAGAUAAUUUAUUUGUUAGAUGGAUGGUUUUAUUUUUAAUCUCAAGACAAUGUAAAAAGCAUACAGCUCUUUAAGACUUCUACAUUAAUGAUGGACAUAUUGUUAGCUGCAAAAUUAUACUGAUUAAAAAUGUAUGACCUCUUUGGGACAGCUAAGGCUUAGGAAAAGCCACCCAGGAGGUACAGAGAUGGAAGCAGAGGAUGAGUUGCUGGCGGGAGCAAAAAGUGGGGUUCAAAGGUUGUGUCAUUUAAGACAAAGCAGAUAAAUGCCCCUGGAUACAUUCUGGUGGAAAAGUUAGCCAAUUUGACAGCAUAGAUGUCACCUCUGUCAGGGAAGAUUGGAAGAGAGUGCCUGUGUGUGCGUCUACACAGGUUAAACGCAGUACUUACUACACUGCUCCGCAAUUAAACAUCGACUCCCUAGUGAGCCCUCCAAGAGACUGUUUAGAAAAAGAGCAUUAGCAGAGAGCCAUGGGCAUUUGGGGCCACGUCCAUGAAAGAGGAACUGGUCAUUUAGUUUCCAUUUUGUGGCUUCAUUUAUUUGUUGCUUUAUUUUCAAAGGGAGAAACUUAACUUUCCUAUUUAUUUUCAAGCAUGAAGAGAAAUAUUCCAGUGAUUUUUUUUUUUUUCUCAUUCAGGAUGCUGCUUUUAUUAACAAAAACUCUAAGAAACCACCUCUACCAUGUGGGUCUUACUUUCCCCUCAGAGAAGGGAGGAAUUGUUCUCUUGGGCAUCUGGGCCUCUCUGACCCAUUGGCCGGGCUGCUGAGAAAGACUGGUUUCCUCCAACUAGGCAGUGGGAGCUCAUCCCUAGGAUCAUUAAAAUUUGGAAACAGAAUAAUAAUGAAAUAAUAUAUGAACUCUUUAUGUGAGGGAACUCUUUCUUCACUAAUAUUUGGAAAAAAAUUAAAGAUUUCCGUACAUUGCACUCCUUGCAUUGUGAAAUCGACCUUUAAAAUAUGUCAAGUUGGCUUGAAAUUUCUAUCAGGUAGUUUCGUUCUCCCCUAGUUCUUCCCCAGUCUGUCUAUUUCAAUGACUUUUCUCUUCCUUUCUUACAACUGAGACAAUUACAUGACCCAUGUCUUAAACUUUGGCACUUUUUUUGACUCAUGCUAUACCCGAAGCACAGAGCAGAAAUGGGAGCUGUUCACCAGCUGGCCACCUAACCAUGUAACUGACACAGCUCCCACAUUUUAAUUACAAAAGAAAACAGGUUUAGGUUUACAUUUCUUGGCCCAGUCCUACAGCAACAGGUAUGUGGGGCUAAGGCCGACUACAGCAUCUCACUCAGAGACCAAUCCGAUUGACGCUGGUUUACAGACCCCAGUUUGCAUUCACUUUUCCCAUCAGACUCUCCUGAAAGUCUGAGAUUCUGAUUUAGACAGAUUAAUGAAAGUGGAGUAGUGUCAAUUGUUUUUAACGUGAGGUCACAUUUUUACUUUAGGACAAUCUUUCCUCAGUCUUUUAGAGACUCUUUGACGUCUGAUUGCCUUUAAAGAAUAUGAACUGUUGUGAAGAAGUCUUAUGAGCUUUCUUCACCUAACAGAUAGAAGGAUCAGUGUCCAGUCAUUAGCAUCCAAGAGCUUUUGCAGAGGUGCAAGAAGAUGCAGAUGGAAGCAGAGGGAGCCUUCUUGGUUCCCUGUGGGGACUUCAUGUUUAGUGACUGUGAAUGCUCUGGUCCUCAGGACCAGGAAGUCACAGUUACCAGUGCCCCUUCCUUGUGACUAUACAACCAUGCAGUGAACAGGCUCAAAUGUGUGCUUCACUAGAAGUGCCUAUCGGAUCAGUUCUCUGUAAACCAGAAGGUCUGAAAAAGAGUUGGAAGCAGAGGCUGGAGUCAAGGCAGGGGUGGUUGGACCUUUAUCCAUGCCCUAGGAUAUGACAGCCUUGUUUCUUUGGUGAUUUCUCUUCUAGAAAUCAGAUGGCCAACAAGCUUUGGAUUCCUGUGCCAUUUCAUAGCAUUGGUACUUCUUUGUUUAGCUAUAAAAAUAUCCUCUUUUCAGAUUAAAAAUGCAUUUGUAAUCCAUGUCUGCAGGUUCGUUAUGUAACGAUUAGGGAAUCAUUCCCAAGACCUGACCUGAUAGGCAGCCACAUCUGGGAGCAGGGAACACAGCUGUUUCCAAUAUCUGUCUCAGGAGAAAUGAAAAGACUUUUUUUUAAGGGAGGAGGCACUUUUACACUAAUUAUGGAGCCUGGAUUCUCCCACUGUUCUACAGGCCAUGACUUCUUUAAACAUACUGGCAGGAAACUUUUUCUUCUAGAUGAAAUGAUAUACAGCAGCCAAUCGUGAUCUGGAAAACAAGUCUGGACACACAUGGGAGAAAGCAAGAUGUGAGCUUGCCAUUGUGUGGUAGCAGAGGAGGUGGGCAGAAUGUCCUCGGAGUUUAUUUUCCUGAGAAAAGAGAGGGAGGUGGGAUUGACACUCCUCCACCUACAUUGGCGAGGGAGGAGAAGAUGUGGUUCUAGAACUUCUUGGGAGAUUGUUCUCUGCAGAUGGAGAAAAGUGGCAUCUUCAGCCAGGUCUCGCAGGGCCAGAUUGUCUCAGUGCACACAGGCAGCUGGUUGCUUUUCCAGGCAAUUUUGGCAGAAAUGGGUCAGCCAGCCUCCAGCACUGCUCAGGGGACCCUGACCCCUUAUUUUCCCUUAGUAGGAUCUGGAUUUUGACUUCUCCCAACCUGCUCAGUGAGGACGGGGGAUGAUUUAAAAGCCCAAGGCCAAAGGGGACAUCACAGAAACAGGCAAACAUCUAUGUUUGUUCUUAAUGUUCUAACAUAAGACCUGUUCUCCGCAGCCCCUGAUUUUACCAGGCUUUCUGAAAGAUCUGGUGGUAAGCACACACACACGGUACUGAAAAGUGACCCCUCUUUCUAGUGUAAUAAGUGACUGAAGCGUUAAACUUUUCAUUAUCUUUAUUAUAACAAACCUGAUGCUUUUUUUUAGAACUUGUUACUCUGACUUCUGUAUAUGUUGCACUGAAAAGGUUAAUAUUUAAUGUUUUAAUUUAUUUUGUGUGGUAAGUUAAUUUUGAUUUCUGUACUGCGUUAAUGUGAUUAGCGGUUCUUUUCCUUGAUAUCUGAAUUAUACAUAUUUAAAGAGUAGUGAGCAAUGUAAAAUGCAGUUGUAUUUUUCAGUAAUAUGCAUUGUUAUUCAGUUGUACUGUACCUUGUUUGGAAGGAUGAAGGAAUGAACUCUUUUUCCUAAAUCAA
This is a messenger RNA of Pteropus alecto (black flying fox), 4661 nucleotides long. RefSeq names its product transforming growth factor alpha (gene TGFA). The coding region runs from base 366 to 848 and encodes 160 amino acids. The record is from RefSeq and is a predicted model, not a curated record. The transcript has 6 exons. Gene Ontology annotation, biological process: positive regulation of cell population proliferation; positive regulation of mitotic nuclear division; epidermal growth factor receptor signaling pathway. NCBI's taxonomy places the organism in Eukaryota, Metazoa, Chordata, Mammalia, Chiroptera, Pteropodidae.